Messenger RNA from Frankliniella occidentalis (western flower thrips), 3422 nucleotides. RefSeq lists its product as uncharacterized. Gene Ontology annotation, molecular function: protein binding. Gene Ontology annotation, cellular component: plasma membrane. The coding region runs from base 209 to 1096 and encodes 295 amino acids. The transcript has 4 exons. The record is from RefSeq and is a predicted model, not a curated record. Lineage: Eukaryota; Metazoa; Arthropoda; Insecta; Thysanoptera; Thripidae.
GCUCCACAUAGGUGCUUUGCGGGCCGGCCUACCCACAGGGUUGCAGGCGCUAGCAGUGGCUUGCAGCGUAAGCCGCAGUAGCUUUGCACCCGGCAUGGGUCACUCAUUUGGGGGAUAAAAAGGGGAACGUUCGCUCAUUGAAUGUCUGUCUGUGGGCUGCAUCCCGACCAGUUGACCUAACAAACGCCCGCCUCUGUCGCCAGGCGAGAUGAUGCCGUACACGUUCAUCUCGACCUCCCCCGUGGUGGAGAUCCACUUCACGGCGCUCAACAUGGACGCGGCCGACGACUUCCGCAAGAUCAACAUGAUGGGGGCGUGGAUGUCGGUGCGGCAGGAGCCGUGCCCGCGGCCGCGGCGGCUGGCGGGGCCGUCGGGCAGCAUCCAGGUGGGGCCGGGCAACGCCAUCCCGACGCCCACCGCCUGCGACGGGCUGCCCUGGCUCGUCGAGCCGGCCGCCGGCCGCUACCUCUACGUGACGGUGCGCGGCGUGGUCAUGCACCCCAACGACACCACGUCCUGCGCCACCACGAACCGCGUCGGGCUGCACGCCGGCAAGAGCAGCCACGUCGUCGUGUGCCCAGAGCCCCGCUGGGGCUACGGCUCGCAGCAGGUCGAGGUCGUGUCGGAGGGCUGGGUUGUGUCAGGAGAACCUCCGUUUCCCGGGUCGGACGACGCAUCCCGCAGCGUAGUCAUCGAGUUCAGCGGCAAGGAGCCCGGCUCGUACUCCGUCAGCUGGCUGGAGUUGUCGCGCAGGCCGCUGGAGCCACCCUCGGUGGGCGUGUCGCUGGAGGCCCUGGAGCUGUGCCACCACCGCUGCCCGGAGCUAGACGCGUGCAUCAACGCCUCACUGUGGUGCGACGGCACCUCGCACUGCCCGUCCGGCUACGACGAGGCCGCCACCCACUGCUGGGUCGUGCUGCAGCUACCCGUACUGCACCUACUCGUCGGCACAGCCUUCAUGGCGGCGGCGACGACGGCCUGCUGCGUGGUGGUGGCGCGCGCGGGACGGCGGCGGCGUGGCCGGGGCCGACGAGACUCGCUUCAGCGCCACCUCCAGGAGGCGCCGUCGCUCGACUCAAAAGAAGUGAUUUGCUGACAUUCGCAGGAUUCUACGCGAUACGUCGAGGUAGACCGCGUCACCACUGUGUGAGCGGCUCCCCCGACCGCGGCUGUGGCACCACCCGCCUCCAAGGCUUCUGCCUGGUGUAGGCAUAGCACAUCUGCCUCCAACCAUCUUCUACCAAGUUAUUUUUUAAACAAAGUACUUGAGGAAUUUGAUUGCACUUGUUAAUUCAUGCACCCUUUAUGAAAUAUUGCUCUCACAUCAACUUGAGUGAUUUAUUUUACAUAUUUUGAAAUUAAAAUGUGAUCAAAGAGGCAGGGGUGUGAAUGGGUGUGGAGACACAGACGCAGGUAUCCGUAGAAUCCAUAGAAAUAGACACUUACCAUCAGACAGCAUAUUAGCAAGAAUGGGAAAAAAACAUGCAUUUGAGGUUGUGCCGACUGUCUUCACAAUUUUACAGCUCUAGGAUUUUAAAUUAAUAACGCACAGCAUUCAACACUGGUGCUGUUAAUCGACCAAAAAUUUAAUGUAUAUAGUAAAAGUGAAACAAAUAUACAGGGUCAUACUAUAAUCUAGUGAUAAUCAAUGGAAGUCUUUUGUUAAAAUUGAGGCAUGAUACAUUUUCAAAUUUGAUGACGGUCAUGAGUAAAUGUUACAAUGAUAAACAAGAUUUUCAAGUUGUUUGUGGAACUUUACAGAAAGUUUUUAAAUACUUCAAUAAGAUGCCUACCCUUGUAGCACUGAGCAAUCUUACAACAUUCCUAGAAUGUUCUCAGAAUGAUCUGUGCUACCAGGGUCAAAGUUGUUAGUGCUUGUAUAAAGUUACAAUUUAAUUUUGAAUCAAAAUAUUUCCAAUGUUUAAGUUUUUAAUCAUAUUCUUAGAGAAUCUUGCUCUGUUUAUAAUCUUUCAAUUUGUUCCUGUGAAAUUUUGUCUCAGAUGUCAACUACCCUAAUAGGUAUGACAAGAAAAUGUCGAUAUUAUGAUAGGCUUCCAAUUCUGGAUUUUAUGAGAUUAUUUAAAUUAUAUGUUGUGAUCAUCAGCACAAACUUAAAAUAAUUUAGAAAACUUGUUGCUGGUUAGAAUAGGAGUUUUAUAAAACAUUUAUAUUAAAUAUUUGCCUUACUGUUGUUUAUACACUGGAACAAGUCAGCAAUUUGUUUCCUGUGAUUUUUAUACCUAGGUAUCUAUCAAAGGGAAAUCUUGAAGGUGGGAUGUACCAAACGGAGUAAGCAGUUUGGUACAAAAGUUAAUUCAACAUUGAUAUAAAAUUUAUAAAAUUGAAUCUUAUUAUUAGUUCCAUUAUAUGAAAUGUAUCCAUAUUAGAAAAAAAUACAGGCUCAUAAAACUUUCCAAUUUGAGGUAGUUAGACUGAUGACAGAGGAGGAUCAAUUACUGUUGAGAAAAAAACUUUUUAACUCAAUUCCUUACUUAAAAAUCUAUGACUACGAACCGUGGUACAACCAUACCGUGGGAUAAAUUUUUCUGAUUCAUUUUAGGCCAAACCAGGCAUGAAGAAAAUUGAGAAAAACUGAUAUUUGUUACAGGAAGUGGAAUUUCUGGUAGUGGUAUGGUCAGUUUUAUCCAAAAGUAGCUACAAUUCAAUAUGAAACUUUUGUCAAAAAUUUCCUUCCUAUCUUAACAGUAGAUAAUAACAGUAGAUAAUUUAAAUUUUGGCAUCUAUUGUGGAAAUAUGUGUAUAAUAUUAUUUCACUGCCAUUACAAGCAUAACGUGAUACGAGUUGGGAUGAGAUACUCUUGAGUAGUUAAAACUGUUGUGUAUAAUUAGUAAUUUCAAACAAGUGUUCAAUUUCCUAUUUCAUUUGUACCUGUAAAUCAAAAUCACUCACUGCCAUUUACCUAGGAUUGUUCAUAAAAGUGAAUAGACCAGCGCUGUUACCCUUUCAUUCAAUGAUUAUCUCAUGCGGCCUAUAUAUGACUGAGAGAUAUCACAUCUGGAGUAUAUCGUCUUAUUUUCAAAUGGAGAGCUGGAUGUUUGAUAAUUUAUGAGGCACCAAUUUACUACUACACGUCUUAAAAGUAACUUUUUCAAAGAGCUCAAAUAGUACAGAUUGCAAAGUAACUUUGUAAGACCAUGGACGGGAAAAAAAUGUUUUCAUCUAUUCCAAAGAUCAUGAAAAUUCUUUUCAGGUAGUCAGGUACCAAAAAUUUUAAGUUGAAUAGAUUAGUUGACCAUAUUCAAUAUUGUUAUCUAUGAUGUUAUGACAUUCAGAGAUAUAUGUGGAUGGAACGCGUGGGAGUGAUAGAUGUUGGAAAACGAUUUUGAUGAAGACCUUCACGUUGUGUGUUGAUAAAAUUAUAUGUAUCAUGUGAAUAAAAUAAAUGAAUUUUUCAAAACAG